AUGCCACUCUUCACGCGCCCAACCACAAACUGGCGCCCCCUCCCACUAACGCCCUUCUUCCUGGCGCCCUUCGCGCUGCUCUGUCUCCUCCUCGUCCUCCUCCUCGAAGUGACACUGCGCGCCUGCCUCCCCGACGGCUGUCCUGCCUUUGGCGCUCCUUCCUCCAACACCACCUCCGACCUCUCCACAUACGCCCAAGGAUACUCGGCGGCGACGACGUCGUUCGUGUACAACUACCUCCCCACGAUCGUGACAGUGUCCUUCGGGCUGCUGUGCGCGCUGGUGCACCAUGACGCGAUGCGCAUGGAGCCGUGGUUCCAGAUGAGCCUUGCUGAGGGCGCGGUGGCGGAGGAGAGCCUGUUGCUGGCGUACUCGUAUAUGAUGCCGCCGUCUGUGCCUGUUGCUGCUUGGAAGAACCGGCACUGGACCGUCUUCACCGCCUCCCUCCUCGUCCUCCUCUCCACCACGCUGCUGACGCCCCUCACCGCCGGCCUCUUCGACACCACGGCCCUCACCUUCACCUCCACCAGCCCGACCACCCACCGCCUCCUCCGCUGGACCUACCACCCCGGCGAAGACCUCGACGACGCCAGCCGCAGCAACGCCACCAUCGGCGGGUACUCCAGCCGCCACGAAUACCUUGCCUACACGCACGGCUGGCUCAACGGCUCCCUCCCGCCAUUCACCACGGCCACCUACGCCCUCAGCCCGUGGGCCGCCGCCGAGUCGCUCCUCUCCGCCAACUCCACCACCACCCCCUCACAGGAGGAACAACACUGGACCGGCGACACAACCCUCUACGAAGCCGACCUCCACUGCACCGAAGCCACCCGCACCCCGCUGGAGGUCCCCGGCGUCGGCCUCAUCGGCUACAACCUCACCUCCCCCUCCGCCCCCUACCUCAGCUACCCCCUCUGGGACCCGGGCCUCGCCAACGCCACCGACUACGACCUCAUGGGCACCAUCAGCGCCUCCAUCCCCGCCUUCGAUUCCUGGAGCUACUACAAAGACCGCCCCCGCUUCCAGACCGGCGCCGACUGCGUCCGGCUGACAACAGCCGUGUACGUCGUCGCCGAGGCGCCGGCGCCGAUAUCGCCCGGGUGGGACGUGAAGGUCGUGGAGACGCCCGGAAAGAGUCUGCUGCCCCCGCGGUGGACGGCCGUGUUUUGUUCACCGGCGUACUACGCGCAGCGCGUGCACGCCGUCGUGGCCAUGCCGAGCGGGCGGGUGGUGAGUGUCACCCGCGUUGGCACGCGCGAGGAGAUCCCCAGCGCGAACGACACCUCCGUCCUCGGGGACCUUCUGUGGAACCUCAACAGCGGGCUGAUCCGGAGCACGCAGGAUGAUCCUCGGUACUACGACCGCAACGGGAAGCAGAUCGGUCUCGGGCAAGUUCCGCAGGACCCCGCCGACAGCGGGAGCCACCUUGUCCGGCGGUUCGGGGGCACAGAGGGGAUGAUGCGUGUCCAGGCCAAGAACGAGGAUGUGGUGCAGAACGGGUUUCCGGCGUUUGCGCUGAAUGGUGUUAGGAAUGAGACGGUGGAGGGGCUGCUGGAGUGGGAGCGGCUGGCGGGGGUGUAUAGGGAUGCGCUGAGGUUGACGUUUGCGAUGUUGUGCACGGAUGAGUGGGUGAGGGGGAGGACGGAGGAGAAUGCGACGGUGGUGGUGGAGAGGAGGAGCGGUGUGGUGCGCGGGUAUGCGGUGAGUGAGGGGUGGGCGAGAGGGCUGCAGGGGGUGUUGAGUGUGUUGGCGGUGUUGGCGGGCGGGCUGGCGGUGGCGGUGAUGAGGAGGCGGACGGAGUUGGAUGGGGAGCCGGGGAGUCUCGGGGCGGCGUUGGGCGUGAUGGAGAGGAGUGAGGAGUUGAGGAAGAUGUUGAGCGGGGUGGAGCUGCAUCCGAUGGCGACGGUGAAGAGGAUGCUGAGGAUUUCAGGGAGGAGGUAUAAACUGGUGUUGGAGGAGGGCGUGGGGCCGCGGGUGGAGGUGCUGGAGGCGGGCGGGGUGGGCGAGGGCGUGCUGGUGAAGCUCGAGGAUCAGGAGGUGGACGAGAGAGAGUAUCGCGAGAAGGACGUGUGGCCGGUCAGUAGAGGGUCAGCAAUAACCUUCAUCACCUUCUUCACCGUGAUGCUGGCGCUCGUCGUGGUGGUGUGCGUACUCGUGGGCGUGGACUAUGGCAUCCCCACCCCCUCCCCGCCAACAUCAAUCCCCUACAAGAUCCUCUUCACCUACAUCCCCACCCUCCUCGCCCUCCUCAUCGAGCCCCUCCUCGUCUCCCUCGGCAGCCAUCUCUGCAUGCUUGCUCCCUACACGCCGCUCCUGCGCGGCCCCACCCGCGCCUCUCACUCCCUCUCGCUCGACCUCGACAAGUCGCCCCCGCACUUCCAGCUGCUGCGCGCCCUGCGUGCAAAGCACUGGCUCAUUGCGGCCCUCAGCGCCGCAAUCCUUCUCAGCAACGUCCUCGCCGUUGCGCUCUCCGCGCUGUUCACACCCGAUGCAAGAGUCGUCACGCAGGACGUGACACUGCAAGCGCCGACCUCCGCCGCGCUGAAGGGCGGCUUCAGGGGCAUCAAGCUGCUCGAGAGCCACUACACACUAUACGGAACUCUCUCAUCGUCCAUCGCCGCGCCAAACUGGACCGCAGCCGACGCCUACAUCCUCCCCUUCCACCUCCCCCCCUCUUCUUCCUCCACCACCUUCAGCACCCUCACCUCCCGCACCCUCUCCCUCAGCAGCGCAAUCACCUGCACCCCCCUCCCCACCUCCCUCAUCACAACCACCUGCUACCCCACGGGCACCAACGGCUCCGCCCUCGGCCCCUGCCUCACCUCCUUCACCGGCGGCACCUCCUCCGGCUACAUCACCGUCUCCGACCCCUGCUGGCCCACCGCAAACACCACCACCUCCAACACCAACCUCGCCACCAAGCCCGCGCGCUACGACUCCCCCGCCGGCGACUGGCUCUCCUGGUCCGCCGCGUGCCCGGCCACCUUCUUCGCGGCCUGGAUGCAGCAGCCCGCGGACCCCGCCGCGCCAGGUAACUACUCUGCGGUCGUCGACGCCGUGGUGGUGAAGUGCUCGGCGGCCGACACCGCCGCGUGGGUCACUGCGACCGUGGAUUCCGCGGGCAACGUGUUGAGCGUGGCAGACGAGACGCCGCUGGGGGAGGAGGAGAUGGUGGCGCUGUAUGGGCCCGAUCGAGACGGCGUGCAGGGCUUGAUGGCCGGGUGGCUGAAUGCCAGCUAUGUGGCGGCCGCCGAGAAGUACUUCAACCUGGGUCUGUCGUGGUAUAACACGCAUCUUGCGAUGCUGCACCCGGAUGUUGUUGCGUCGCCGGCGGGGGGGAACUUGACGCAUCUGCCGGAUGUGGGCGGGGUGGCGGGCGCGCUGGAGGACGUGGUGGGGCGGCUGUAUGGGACGAGCUUGCGGCUGUAUGCCGCUGAAGUGUUCGGCGUGACGGAGGGGGCGGUGAAGGGGCGGGUUGGGAGGGUGGAGGGGGUUGUGGACGUGGGGGUGGGGGUGUUGGGGGUGGUGGGCGGGUUGUUGCUUGGUAUGGCUGCUGUGGUCGGGUGCGUGUAUUGGUGUGGGCGGGGGGGGCGGUGGAUGGGGCGGGGCGGGGGUGGGGAGGGCGUGGCGCAUGCGCCCAGGACGCUGGUGGGGCUGUGGAGCGGGGUUUAUGGGAGUGUUGAGGCGCAGCGGGUGGUGGGGGGUGUGAGGGGGGGGAGUGCGAAGGUGAGGGUGAAGGUUGUGGAGGGGCUGGGGAGACGGUGGGGGUGGGGGGUGGGCGGGAAGGGCGUGAGAGGGGGCGUGUUUGUGUAUCCGGAGGGUGAGGGCGUGGAGAGGGGGUGGAUGUCGUGGAGGAGGGGGGUGGGGAGGACGGAGACGGGGGUGACGGAGGGGGUGACGAGGGUGCGUACGUUUAGGUGGGGGGUGAAGGGGAAGGGAGGUAGAUAG
Morchella importuna is the source of this 3948-nucleotide messenger RNA. RefSeq lists its product as uncharacterized. The coding region runs from base 1 to 3948 and encodes 1315 amino acids. The record is from RefSeq and is a predicted model, not a curated record. The transcript has 4 exons. Lineage: Eukaryota; Fungi; Ascomycota; Pezizomycetes; Pezizales; Morchellaceae.